Molecule: messenger RNA, 501 nt
Organism: Cinara cedri
Lineage: Eukaryota; Metazoa; Arthropoda; Insecta; Hemiptera; Aphididae
Source: the annotation of a GenBank genome assembly
AUGACGACAACGUCUUGUCCGUGCGAACGAAACUCUGCCGGUAUGACGAGAUCGCGAUCGUGGCCGAUGCUGUUCACCGUGCUGGAGGAGGACGCGGCCGUAUGCUGCGGCGGCGGGACCGCCGUUACGGCUGUGGCCACGGUCGCGGCCGCGGCCACCGCCGUCGGACUGCGCCAGCCGCCCGCCGUCACGGACAACAGGGCCCGCCAGCAACUUCAGCACCCGCCGGCCGCCAACGUGGGCAGGCUGCUCCGACGACACUAUUACCCGGAAGCGGGAUGGGGCUGGGUGGUGGUCGCGUGCGCGUGCAUGGUGCACCUUCUCAAUCACGGGCUGCAACUGUCGUUCGGCGCUCUCGAAGCGGACGUGGUCCACAAGUUCCGGGACGCCACUUACGUCAGGACAGGUCAGAUCUCUCGCAGCGUAAUUAUCGCUUUUUAUUUUUUAAGCAGACAUCUACGGGACAAAAGAUCGCGAAAAAAAAUUCACAUGGAAAUUUGA